This is a messenger RNA of Penicillium riverlandense, 195 nucleotides long. RefSeq lists its product as uncharacterized. The record is from RefSeq and is a predicted model, not a curated record. Bases 1 to 195 code for a protein of 64 amino acids. Lineage: Eukaryota; Fungi; Ascomycota; Eurotiomycetes; Eurotiales; Aspergillaceae. The transcript has a single exon.
AUGCGGCUUAUCGAGAGCAUAAUUUCCCCACUUAUAUGUCUGGGCGAGCCAGAGCAGCAUCUAGUAAAGGGCCUGUGGGCUGCAGUCCUGAGAGGCUCGCGCGUCCUCGUGCGAGUCUCGCGCGAGCGUCUACUCCGCAUCGUUCGCCGACCCACUGUUCCGGACGUAUUCGGCUCACAACAGAGCCACCCAUGA